Messenger RNA from Ipomoea triloba (trilobed morning glory), 1890 nucleotides. Its product is annotated as cytochrome P450 71A9-like. The record is from RefSeq and is a predicted model, not a curated record. Lineage: Eukaryota; Viridiplantae; Streptophyta; Magnoliopsida; Solanales; Convolvulaceae. Gene Ontology annotation, molecular function: monooxygenase activity; oxidoreductase activity, acting on paired donors, with incorporation or reduction of molecular oxygen; iron ion binding. The coding region runs from base 116 to 1648 and encodes 510 amino acids. The transcript is spliced from 2 exons.
UUCUAUAUAUGUACGUAAAAUAGUAGGCAUCAAAAGCGAAAAUAAAUAGUAGUGGAGAUUCUUGGUUCUAUAUAUUAUUAGUUCAUGAAACCCGAUAACUGUACUAAAAGUAAAAAUGGUUUCUCAAAUAUCAGCAGCACUCAUCACUUUCGUUCUUCUAUUUUUCCUGAGAAAAAUAUUUGUGAUUAAGAAGAAAGGAAGAUCUGCAGAAAGUACUAAGAAACUUCCUCCGGGUCCGAAGAAGAUACCUAUCAUAGGCAACCUUCACCAGCUCGCCGGAAAAUCGCUUCAUCACUCUCUUCAUCAACUCUCCCAACAAUACGGAGAAAUCAUGUCGCUGCAACUCGGCUCCAUUCCAACCCUAGUGGUUUCGUCGGCCGACGCUGCCAGAGAGAUCUUCAGAGAUCACGAUCUCGUCUUCUCCGGCCGCCCGCCGCUGUACGCCGCCACAAAAAUCAGCUUCAAUUGCUCCUCCACGUCGUUCGCGCCGUACGGCGAGUACUGGCGGGAAGUUCGGAAAAUUCUGGUCACGGAGUUGCUGAGCACGAAGAGAGUUCAGGAUUUCGAGGCGGUUCGCGACGCCGAGGUUUGUCGUAUGAUUGAUCGGAUCACUGCAUGUUCCGCGACAUCAACUGUAGUCGACCUUAGCUCGCUCGCACUGUCGCUGUCGAACAACGUUGUUCGUUGCGUGGCUUUUGGGAACAAAGGCGACGGAGACGAUGAUGAGACGAUGAAGUUUAAUGAAAUUCUUCACCAGGCGCAACAUCUGAUGGGGGAACCUAAUUUAGCCGAUGUGUUUCCGAGAUUGGCUUGGAUCAACAAGGUUAAUGGAUUAGAUGCGAGGCUGGAGAAGACUUUCAAGGAUAUUGACAGCUUUUUCAAUAAAGUUAUGGAGGAACACCUUGCAGAGCAUAGCCGGCAUGAACAUGAUGAAGAAGACGAAGAAGACAUUGUUCACACGCUUCUCCGAAUCCAAAAGGAUCCAAAUCAAACUUCUAUGCCCCUCACCAACCAACACAUUAAAGGCGUUCUUGUGGAUGUUUUUAUAGCGGGAAGUGAUACAUCGGCAGCAACAAUAAUAUGGACAAUGGCGGAGCUAAUCAAGAACCCAAACGCCAUGAGGAAAGCCCAAUUGGAAGUGAGGCAACUGAUGAAUGGAAAAGAGAAAGUGAGCGAGAGUGAUCUUCCCCAAUUGAAGUACUUGAAAAUGGUGAUAAAAGAAGCCUUGAGAUUCCACCCUCCGGCGCCGUUACUGGUCCCCCGGGAAACCACGGACAAGUGCACCGUCGGCGGCUACGAUAUUCCGGCGAAGACCCGUGUUUUCAUCAACGCCGUGGCGAUAGGGAGGGACCGGAGAGCGUGGGAAAAGCCUGGGGAGUUCUGGCCGGAGAGAUUCUGGGAGAGCGAGGUUGAUUAUAGAGGGAAUCACUAUGAGCUGAUACCGUUCGGAGCUGGGCGGCGGGGGUGUCCCGGGAUGAACUUCGCGGCGCCGCUGGUGGAGCUAGCGGUGGCGAAUCUUCUGUAUAGGUUUGAGUGGAGGCUUCCGGCGGGGAUGGGAGUUGAGGAUGUUGAUAUGGAUGAAGCGUUCGGCAUCACCAUACAUAAGAAAGCUCCACUUUGUUUAGUGGCUUCCAUUUUGCCUAAUUAAUCCGAGACUUAACUCAAUGGUCAAUGGUUCAAGAAUUAUUAGAAGUUUUGUUACAGACUUUUAAAUGUUUUAAGGUUGUAGGAAUAAAUAUUGUACAAAUAAGAUGGAACUUGGUUGGAUCUAGUAAUUAUAUCUUUUCUUUUUAAUCCUUGGUCCAAAUCUUUUGACUAUUUAUGCAUAUGGCCAGUGUUAUCAAUAAUUUCCCUACUGUCAUCUCCAAGGAGACGGCAAUUGAAAAAAAA